Messenger RNA from Vitrella brassicaformis, 2077 nucleotides. NCBI's taxonomy places the organism in Eukaryota, Vitrellaceae. The record is from the annotation of a GenBank genome assembly.
AGAAGAUCCUGCAAAGCAUGCGAGUGGAUCUAUCGGUGGCAGCUGCUAUCAGCGCGGCACCACUUCCUCAUCCCAUAUCCUUCCUCCCCCUGCCACCUCUCUCGCCUCGGUUCCGCAGAUCUGCGCCACUCGUUGUCCGUCCUUCCCGUCGCUCAGAAGAUCCAGAUGUGCUGCAGGAGUGGCCAAGAGGCGACUUUGAUGGGCCGAGAGAGGGUAGAUCUGCCGAUGCGGCACGUGACUGGCCGAGGAGCAGCUCGACAGGGCGGCAAAGGCGCAGGAGCGAUGAUACAACUAUUGCGACAGGGAGGGGCGAGCAGGAGAGGCUGAAGCGCUACACGGCCAGAAGGAAGCAGAGGGGCAAGAAGGCGUAUGCAAGCGAGGGAGAGCGGCUGAAGUCACUGUUCUUCAGCAACCUCAAGACGGUGGGCAGCACAGCACAGCCAAUUGAGGUAUACAUUCCAAUCACUCUGUCUCUCGCAUCACCCACUCACUCAUUCGGCAUCAAUUGCUCUGCUCCACUGUAUGCAAUGCAGGCAAUGGCCCGGAAGUCACUGGGUCCUCGCAUCAUCCUGAAGCACGUUGACGACAUCCUGAAGCUCUCGGAUGCGUCCCUUUCGGCCAAGGACUUCACGGUGUUGAUGAAGGCGUGUGAGGCGGCAGGCAGGGGCGACAGGGUGGUGUCACUGCUGGACGAGAUGGAUGCCAGGGGUGUCCAGAGAGAUGCCAUCGUGAGCAACGCCGCUGCACGCAUCUUGUCGACGGCCAACUGUGCAAAGGAGGCCGGGAGGGUCAUGGACGUAAGUAAAGUGGAAUGGGUGGACUGACUUUGUAUGUGUGUGUGUGUGUGUGUGUGUGUGUGUACCUGGGCAGCGUAUGCGUGAGGACAGCGUCGCCAAGCUCCCCUCUGCAUACAGCCAUCUGUUCAAGGCUGCGCAGACCGGCAGACAGGCGGUGAGUGACUUAGUGACUUAGUCAGGGGAUCUCUGUUUUUUCUUCAUUCCUUUGUCUGUCUGCUGCUUCUUUCAGCGGCAGGUGUUGGAUUUGAUGGCUUCAGAGGGCGUGCAUCUAGAUGUGUUCUCCUACACCGCUGCAAUCAGCGCAUGCGCGCACACCAAGGACGUACGUUACGUCAGCCAAUGAGACAGACAGGCUCCCUGCAACGAAGUGUCUGGCUGCAUGUGUCUUCCUUUCUGCCCCUUUCCAGGUGAGCACGGCCCUCGAUCUGCUUGGAGAGAUGGAAUCAAAGGGCAUGCCGCCAUCGGCUGCCACGUGCACAGCUGCUCUCAGCGUGUGUGCGAGAGCCGGCCAGUGGCAGGAAGCCAUUCAUCUGCUCCACCGCUUCCAGGAUACGGCCGACGUCCGCACCUACACCGCUGCCAUUUCCGCGUGUGGCAUCGCGGGGCAGUGGGAGGUAACUGAGACGAGCGUGGCCAUUCCCUCCAUCCAUGUUCAUUCAGGGUGCAUCCAUCGCGUAUGUGGGGUGUGUGUUUGGUGCAGGAGGCCCUGAAUCUGAUGGAUGACAUGCGCGACGAAGGCGUUGCUCCCAACGUGUGGACGUACACAGAGGCAAUGAGGGCGUGCAUCAAGGGAGGUGUGGCAGAGGAGGCCAUCCAGCUCUUCGACAAGAUGACAAACCAGAAACAGGCGAGAGCAAAUGGUCUUCCCACCGGAAGUGUAAGUGUGUCGUGUCCGCUACUAUCCAUCAGAAUGAGCCGAGCACGAUAUGCUACAGUGUAGCGCUGCGUGCCUGUGAGCAGGCCAAGGCAACCAACAAGGCCAGGGAUAUCUUCAAGGUGAGCGAGACAAUCACGCAAGGGAGAGAGAGAUAUCACGAGCACGUGUCUAUGGGGUUUCGUCUGUCAGCGGUUGAGUCGUUCGCAAGUCGAGGAGCUGCCUCCGAAGGUGCGGUCGUGGCUGCUGGCCCUUGUGGAGAAAGAUGAGCGGCGCGACAUGAAAGUCGUGUACGAGAGGGGUGUGGAGCACGUGUGACGGACAAGACGCGGGAGGAGAGUGGCGAUUAGGGGGGUGAGUGAUGGAUAGGGGAUUUGGUGAGAGUGAGAGUGAGAGGAUUGUGAUG